Messenger RNA from Schistocerca cancellata (South American locust), 10726 nucleotides. Its product is annotated as guanine nucleotide exchange factor DBS-like. Gene Ontology annotation, molecular function: protein binding; guanyl-nucleotide exchange factor activity. The record is from RefSeq and is a predicted model, not a curated record. Gene Ontology annotation, biological process: intracellular signal transduction. NCBI's taxonomy places the organism in Eukaryota, Metazoa, Arthropoda, Insecta, Orthoptera, Acrididae. Gene Ontology annotation, cellular component: cytoplasm. The coding region runs from base 41 to 3250 and encodes 1069 amino acids. The transcript is spliced from 22 exons.
AUCCGACACGGAUCAGAAUCUCACAGUUGCGGAUGAUGUAAUGGAGACAAAUGAACUGGCAGUCCGAGAUGUUGUUGAUCUGCUUCAUGCAAAAUUUGCCAUUAUAACUGGAGGAAAGUCACGUGAUGGGUGUCCAAUUAUUGUCUUUCCUGAUCUGGGUAAUUUCUGCGGCUUGGGUGAUGAAGAAUACAAGCGCCUUAUUUUGUACCUCACCUCUGUCCCUUCAAUGCAGGAGGCUGAUGUUGGCUUUGUUUUGGUUGUGGAUCGUCGUAAUGACAAAUGGAGUUCUGUGAAGGCCGUCCUUCUGAAAAUCUCAGGCUUUUUCCCUGGCCUAAUACAUGUGGCAUAUGUUUUACGGCCAGUUGGUUUUCUUCAGAAGGCUAUUUUGGAAUUUACCAAUAAACUGUCAAAGGAUGAGUUCAAAUUCAAGGUCAUUGUAUGCAACUGUGUUGAAGAUUUGCAUGAGUACAUUGAUAAAGCACAGUUGACACCUGAUCUUGGAGGAGAAAUCAACUACAACCAUGAGGAAUGGAUACAACAAAGACUUGCUCUGGAAAAGUUCUCAUGCAACACACAAGAAGUAUCAGAUGCUCUGGACAGCUUUACCCAGCGACUGCAAGAUACUGAGUUCCCUAAUGAUGUCAGUGCAACACAACAGUUGCUUAAGACGCAGGGUACUGAAUAUGCAGAGCUGAAAGAAGAAAUUCUCCAAGCAGCUCGACAUGGUGAAGAUUUACUAAACGAUAUCCGUCAGUCAUCAUCUGUUUGCAGAGAAGACCAACAAGAAAUGUACAAAAUGUGUCCCCAUCGUUUAGGCAAUGUUACUGCUGUAGAGAGGUUAUUAGUCCAGCUUGAAGAAACAGAAAGAACAUUUGAUGAUUUUUGGCAGAAUCAUUCUGCAAAACUUAGACAGUGUCUAGAACUGCGAAAAUUUGAACAAGACUUUAAGGAGUUACAGGGUAAUUUUGAUAGCCAUCUAAAAACAAUAUGUGAAAUGACUGAGAUUGGUGAAACUGUAGCUAGAGUUGAAAUACUGUUAAAUGAAGCUAGAGGUUUCCAAAAAAUGUGUUUGAUGGAUAUAGAACGAGCAGAAGAACUAAUUACAACAGGACAGCAGCUUCUGUCCAGUCGUCAUUAUUGUCCAUUGGAUUGUGUUCAGCCGAAAUGUGAUGAACUUCAGCGUAUGUGUGAUAUUCUUUCGGAAAGAAUUAACUGCCGAUUGGAAACUCUAGUAAAAAAUAAAGAAUUGCAGGAUCGAAUAGAGAAGGCUAAUCGGUGGUGUGCAAAGGGAAUAGACCUUCUGGCAUCACAGCACAUUGAAAAGUGGUCUUCAUCUCCAGAAGUGGCUGAACAGUGCUUAUCAGAAAUUCAGCAGUAUAUUGCAAGUGCAGAAGAGUUCAAGCUUAGCAGUCCGAAAGAGUUUCGGACACUUUUUCAGGAUUCAAUAACACCAGAAACAAAGGCACUUGUCACACAGGUGUUACAUCGAAUAGAUGACGUUACAAUGAUGUGUGAUAAAAGACUGGACAGUCUGAAGCGUAUGAUUCAGAAGCCACCUAGACCUGUCCAGACAGUGAUACCAGAGCCUGGUGUACCAUUACAACCACCAGGAGGUGCUCCAAACUUGUCUCGUGACCAUCACAAUGUUAACAAGGGAUCAAAAGUGUUUAGGAAAGCCAAUACCAUGCCAAAGAUUGAUAUGCCCUCUGAUUCAUGGCAGAUUCCUGUAAAAUCUUAUGAAUCUAAUGACACAAAUCUGUCUCCUGACAAUGAAGUAAAUCAUGAUCAAGAGACUUUGAAAAUUAAACAAGGCCAUGUCCUAACAGAACUGUUGGAAACAGAAAAGGUGUAUGUAUCAGAGCUCGGAUCUAUUAUAAAGGGCUACAAACGUGAAAUGCAAGCAAGUGACAUGCAGUCUAUAAUACCUCAGGCCCUACUGGGGAAAUCAGAUGUAUUGUUUGGUAAUUUAGAGGAACUUUAUUCUUUCCAUGGGGAUGUUUUUCUGAAAGAUUUGGAAAACUGCAUCACAAGCACUGAACUUGUGGCAUUAUGUUUCAUACAGAGGCGUGAUGCCUUUUACCGUCUGUACAGUUACUACUGUCAGAACAUACCACGAUCAGAACAUCUAAGGGAAAUGGUAGGCGAGAAAAACAUAUUUUUCCAGGCUUGUCAGUUGAAGCUUGGCCACAAACUGCCACUCGCAGCAUAUUUAUUGAAGCCUGUUCAGAGGAUAACGAAAUAUCAACUGCUGUUAAAGGACCUAAUACACUACAGUGAAGAUGGCAAAUGUGGUAGAGAACUUCAGGAAGCACUUGAUGGUAUGCUGAUUGUGCUCAAGUGUGUGAAUGACAGUAUGCACCAAAUUGCAAUAACUGGAUUUUGGGGGGAUUUGAGUGACCAAGGAGAAUUACUAAUGCAGGGUUCAUUCUCUGUAUGGACAGAAAGCAAGAAAGACCGGCUACGAGAACUACGCCUCAAACCUAUGCAGAGACACAUCUUCUUAUAUCAGAAGGCUAUGCUUUUCUGUAAAAAGAUUACCAAAGAAGGCCAGAAUAAAGCUGAAUAUCAUUUCAAACGAUAUUUGAAGAUGUCUCAGAUAGGGUUAACAGAGUCUGUGAAAGGUGAUGGUCGUAAAUUUGAAGUUUGGCUGCAGGGGCGGCAGGAAGUUCACACCAUUCAAGCUUUAACCUUAGAACAGAAGGAAGUAUGGGUGAGCAAGAUAAAAAGUGUCCUACUUGAUCAGUUAGCAGAACUGAAGGGCGAAAAGAUCAGGCAGUACUCUAUGGCAGGUGGAAGCAAAAUUAUUCACAGGCCAUUACACCAGACAACAUCAUGGGAUAGCCAUUCAUGUCUUCCAAAAAAUGGAGGUCUAACGUUUGAAGAAUCUCAAAAUAAACGUCCUCAUGUAGUGACUGAAAAUCCUGAAGAAGAAGCUGCAUGGAGCUCAGAGUACAGUAACAGCGAUGAUGAGGAUACUUUCGUAGAGCACACAGAGGGAGGUAGGUAUGUAGCUCUGGCUGAUUACUGUGCAAUGGGGCAUAGUGAAGUCUCCAUGCAUGAAGGUGAUACCGUUGAAUUAUUGAAGGUUGGCUGUGGAGGAUGGUGGUACAUCAGAGUAUCAGCAUCACAACUGGAAGGAUGGGCUCCUUCUGCCUAUUUAGACCCACUAGGUAGAAAAUCUUCCCGAAAUUCUCAGUCUCUUAGUGGUCGAGAGAGUGGAAGGUCAGCAGUAAAUCCUCCAACGGAAUAACAAUGGAAAUUCUUUUACAUGCAUCUGCUACCACCAUUCCACUUAAAGUUACAGCAGGUUCCUUGUUGCCUUCAUGAAGAAAAUAAGCAAAAGGAUUUAACUUGCAUGGUGAUUAAGUGUACUUAAAAAUGAAGAAAUUUGUACCCAAACUUUUUGACAUUUUUGAUGGUUAUUAUGAUUUAGUAUUCAAGGCAAGCAAACAUUUCUGUACUCGAUCAGAGUUCCUGUAAAACUGACAGAUUUUGUUGCCGGAAUAAGGUACAGGUCAUAAUUUGCUGUAACUUUAAUUGUUAACUAGUGUGUAAGUGUAUAUAAUUAAAAUAGAUAAACAUUUUUAAGAAACAUUUAAUUAUUUGAUAGUCAUAUGUCAGGAACAAUUCUAGUCCUGUGCACAAAUGUCAAGGACACCAAAAAGUGUUUUGUAAAAUUUUAUAUGCAAGAUAUGUGCAAAAUUUAUAUUCUGUUAAUAUUUGCAGUCAGGGUUUAAAGGAUACAUUCCAUACUGUUAAAUGAACAUUUAAACUUAUUUUUAUGGAAAACAGAUACAGACAGUUGUUUUACAAACUGUUUGCUGUUUUGCUGUUCACCUGUUGCUAGUGGUUAAACAGUUUGUUUGUUACAUGUUGUUAUUAAAGAUAAUGUGGGAAGUAGUUAUGGCUCAGAAAUUAAAAUAUUUCUGUGCAGUUAAAGAAUCUUGCCAAAUUUUAUAAAAUUUUGGCUUUCAUUGUAUUUAUUAAGGUGUGUGUGUGUGUGUGUGUGUGUGUGUGUGUGUGUGAGAGAGAGAGAGAGAGAGAGAGAGAGAGAGAGAGAGAGAGGUAUGGGGAUGCUUGAAUGACUAUGGGUAUGAAUUGUGCAAGCUUAAUUUUGGUGCUUAUGUGGAAAUGUUCUGUGUAAAAAUAUAUAUGCCAUUACAAGGAGAUGUACAUAGAGCAUAUACAUUAUCACACACACAGAGCGCUAACAUAUUCAUCAAAAUGGUGAACUGAUUCCUCUAUAUAAACUGUAAUGCGAUUUUACUAAGUCAUUAAUACAGCAGUUAAUAUACCAGUACAGCCUACCAUCCCUUAUUAUAUUUCAUAAUUUAUAUAUAAAUUUAUAGUACCUAUGAAGAUGUUUCUCAUUUGAUAAGCAAGUGUUUGUGUCAUUUAUGCACAAGUGUGUAAAUGGUGAUGCAGGGAUGAUUACAGUAGAUGCUAUUGAAUUCCGUAGAAGUUACAUAAGAGCCUCAGUUCCAUUUUUAAUGUUGCUCAUAUAAUGAACAGCAAGAUUUAUGUCCAGUAUCUUUUCAAUGAAACACAAAUAUUCUAAGUGCCUUCAGGCUGAUUCAGUAAUACAUCUGUUUUGAGUUGUUAAUUGUCAUUAAAUUACGUAAUUAUACCUCUAUUGCCGCCAUAUCCAGUGAAGAAUGCUAUCUGGAGCAAUAAAUUGUUGUACAUCGUGCAAAGUUUGAGAGAUUAGUUCCUUCUCUUACUUUCUUCUUUCAGCUUCUACACUGUGGAGGACAUAAGAGUUUAGUAUCUAAUAAUUUAAGGUUUCUCGGUCCUAAAAAAAUUUCAUUUGUAUGCAUUUAUCUCAGAAAAAUUGUGUGCGUUUGUUGAGAAAAGCCACUACUUUCUUAAAGUUUAUUUUCAAAGGCUUUUACUAAGUAAAAUAACUGAUUUCUAAAUCACCCUCAAGGAACUGUUGGGAGACUCUACAAACUUAUUAAUCCAGAAUUAUAUACUGAACGAUGCACUCUUAAUGUGUUACAUGCUAAAUUGCCUAGUCAAAACAGGUAUCAUGUCUUCUUGUGUGAUACUUGAUUUUAAUGUGGUCUUUUACAGAAUUUUCAUUAAUUAAUAUGUAAAUUUGUACCACACUUGAGACACCAACCUGGGUUUCCUUGCUUUUUUGUUUCUAGUCACCUGAGUUAACAGGCUGUCCUAUUUCUGUGAAGAGACUUUAUGUGAUUAUUCUAUUUAGAACUUCUUGUAGUGUUUCUGUGAAUCUACUUUGAACAUUAAACAGCUGAAAAUACCUGGUUAUUUCCUUACUGAGUCAACUUCAUACAUAACUUUGUAGUUGAGACUCUUGCUGUCUAGUAUUACUCAGAGGUUCAGUGAAAAAUCCUUACUGAUUAUUUUAUAUAAUAGUGUCUUCUUGUAAAGUCUCAAAAAUUAAAUGAACAUGUUUAACCUGCAGUAAGGUGCUGGAAUUUACCAGUGGCCUGUUCAGUUGGGGUAAAUUCAGUAAAAAAGUAUUUGAGGAUACAUGUUACUUCAGCUUAUUUGGUGGUGCCCUGUUUGUAAACCAUUUGCUACCUAGUCUUGCAGAGGAAAUUGAGUAUUUUUUUUCUUUGAUUCUAAAAUUCAGAGGUCAUUGUUUUAGGAACUGCUAAAUUCUUAUUUACUAACAUUUAUUAUGCAGAACAUUUUGAUAUUAUCAGCCCUGCCAACAUUUACAAGCUAAAAUCUGUUCUGCAGUUCAACACCUUUCUCAGGUGCAGCACUUUCUCUCUACAUAAUAUUGUAUUAUUCACAAGUCAUGAAAAAAUAAUUCGUCCAACAGUGACAACUUGAAUGUCACCAUCGAGUCAUUUGAUGUUUGUUGUGUUGACAUGGCAUUAUUAAAUUUGGAUAUCUGUGGGAUUAAUUUCAAGUCAGUCAAUCAACUACUCUGGGAUCUUCCUGCCUAAUACAGUCAUUGCUGAAAAUCUCUCUCUUGUUUCUCAUAUCUGUUUUUUUAGUACAUGCUGAUUCCUGUAGACAACUUCUUAGUUUGGGAACUGUCUUUUCUAUCUUGAUAACUUCCAAAGUUUUACUCGAUAGGAGACCAAAGCUUCAGAAUACAGCAUAGUAAGAAAUAUUACUGGCUGGGAAGAGAGACCACAAGGAUAAGCACUUAAACUCAGAGCACCACAUCAGAAAGCCAUAAUUCUUGAACCAAGAUUAUUCCCCAGGUUCUCACUGUGAAAUUCUCCCACAUAGAAUACCAUUAACAGUUUCUAAAAUCACUCCAUGAUGAACAUCCAUGAAAUGCAGUUCUGAAGCAAAAACUAUUAUUACACUCGCACAGCUGUAGCUUUGGAAUCUCCUUCCUUAACUUAAGAGUUCACUAUGAACUAAAGUUUGAGUUGGUGCUCAGUCACUAGAUGAGUACUAUUCAUGAUGAACACUGAUCCCCCACUGUGAGUAGCAAUAAAUGUCUCACAUGCUCUCUGGGAAAUUUGACAACUGCCUUAUGUGACUCCCCACCCAGCAAACAUCAAUUAGUUCAUAAAGCACACAGUAACACCCAUUAAUUCUAUCUUCAUUGCGCUACUGAUGCACCUCAAGCUGUACAUUUGUAUUUACUUUCUUUUUUUUCUUUCAAAUUAAAAACAGUGUUGUUACAUUGUGGUGGUGGUGGUGAUUCAGUAAUUAUUCCAUGCAGUUGCAAUAACACAGCGACUUGAGGACAUUCUCCUCUGUCAUAAUCAUCUAGUUUCUGACAAGCAGUCUUUUCAGAAUUCAUAGUUUCUAGGCAGCUGCUGCUAUAUUCGUCGUAAAAGACACAAUUGAACUAUUCCCACACACUCACUUCUGCCUCCAUCUCCUUUAUACAUAAUAAUGUUGCUGUAUUUAUUUUUUAUUAUUUUUUAACUGAGCACAGCUUCCCAUGCCCUGUCCUCUUUUAGCACUUGAACAGACAAAAUGAUAGGCCUAAGUAAGAUGUCAGAUAAAAAUGAAGUUUAUAUAGGGGUCACCCAUUUAACUGCAUUAGUGUUGAGCAUAUUUGAUGGGUAAAGUGGAGAAACAACAUUAAUGUCCAAUUGGUGACAGUGCACCUAAAUACCUGUUGUAGGUAUCAAAAUCUAUCUUAUAUUGUUUUGUGUGAUGUCUGAAACCUAUAAUUAAUUGCUAUCAGUUGCUUUUUGAGGCCAACAAGAGUGUCUACUAAAUGUCUGUUAUGCUGUGUUUUCAAUACUUGUCGUCCUGGUAUAAGGUUUUGGUGUCUGUCAUUACUAUUCAGCUGUUGUUACUAGGGCUAACAUAGACUGUAACACAUGUCCUUGCAAAUCUUUCCUGUAUUUAGGUAUUCUAAAAUCUACACAUUUUGGUUUUAUGCUUUACAAAAGUCAUUAAUAUUUUGUAGACAGGUACUUCCUUUCAGUCAUUCAACAGAACAAGUUUGUGGUUAAUUUUAGGGAGCUGCAUUUGCUGGACUCAUAAUAUUUCAUAUCAAUUGUUUUUCCUUUCUCUUCUUUGAUUCUCUUCUUGAGCUAUGGAACAAAACAAGUAUUGUUAAGUUGUGUGUAAUGAGUCACGGAAACCAAUCCACCAAAUACAAAUACUGAAAGAAUUUCUACCAGUAAUGAAUUGAGAAGCUGAAUAUAACAGUUCAGUAAUGGAAAAAGUAAAUGCUUUUGUUGUGAUAGGAAUACCAUUAUAGUAUGUGAUACCUUAAUCAGUCCAUAUACUGAAGUUUCAAACAAUGCUAGGUAAAGAGGACUACUGUAAUCAUCUCUUUCACUCAUAUUACUUCAGUUUGUACCUUUUCUUAACAAGCCUUUUAAUUUGAUUUCAGGUUUUCUACAAUACAUUUUGCACACAUACAUUCCUUGAUAUUUUCUUUUGAAUUGUAUUACUUGAGAAUAUAGACAGUAAUUGUAUAUUAUAUACAUUUAAAGUACCAAACCAGGAUUAGAAAAAUCAUGUUUUUCAAAAGUUGUUGUUACCCAAAUUUAACAUUUCCAAAGUAAGACGCUAAGAAUGUGAAUUUUAAUUGACAAUCAGUAUUUAAAUAAGUAUUUAUGACUAGUAAUUCAAAGUUAGGUUGAUGAAAUUUGUGUUAUGCUUGUGUGUUAUCAAAACUUUAAGUGUGCAUGUGUAAGAAUAUAUCGUAAUCAUAAAUGUAUGCCACUAUCUGUAAAUCCAUUUCAACAAAGCUGUUUUUGUACCAUUUUGGCAACAAAAGAUUGUAAUACAUUCCAGCUCAUUACCUUUUAAUACAGCAAUCCGAAUUUGUGUCAUUGUGUCUUGAACAGUAAUAACAGUGUCAAUGACCUCUUCUGUAUGUGUACUAUAAACAAAUGAUGUACUUUAAAGAUCAAAGUUCCCUUAAUUUGUUAAUUUGAACUUGGAUUUUAUGUCCAUUUACCAACUAAGCAUUCCUUUAUAGAUAUCAGUACUGCUUUCUUGUGAUAACAUAUUGUAUUUUGUACUGUAUUCAGUCCAUUUAUAACACUCACCGUCAACUUAGAAUUUUUUAAUGGUUCUGUAAAUUAAAUAAAGUACCAGUAUUGCUGUAGUUGAUAAGGUUCGAAAGGAAAAGUACAAAUAAUGCUAACGUCAGUAAUGCUGCCUUGUACAACAGAAAUUUGUAAAUAUUCCUACUUGUGGUGCUAUAGUGACCUCCAUCUUCCAUGCAUUUCACCACAUGUAAUUAUGAUCCAUUAGAUGAACUUGAGGUUCAUGUUCUAUCUGAAUUUAUUCAAUUUGAAUCCAAGUACUUCAUUAAAGUGCAAGCUUCUCAGUCUUAUGUUGCCUGGGUGGGUGACUUUCAGAUAAUUGAUAUGAAAUUCAUGAAUGAAGACAGGAAAAAAAUGGACCCUGUAUGUUGAAGAAGAUAGUCGCAGCAAGUACUUCAUUCUCAGAGUGAUUUGUGUACUGGAAAUGCCAGCAAGAUUAUCUGAUAGAAAUAAUGUCAAUAUAACUAUUACAGCCUCCUCUUCAGGUUCAUUUCUUACCAAUGGGGAAUUCUGUGGCUCCUGCUACACCCAUUGUAUUGCCAUACCCAUAUAUUUACAAAGAUGUCUGUACCUUCACCAAAUUAAAGUAUCGGUACCUCAGGACCAUUACUACCUUUUGUAGGCGUGCAGUUUUAGUACUUCUGACCACAAAAUUACAUGGCAAUUCUUUUUUAUUGUUGUCUUCCAUUAAGUAAGAUGAGAAAGCAUGCUUUUCAUACAGAAAAUAAAACAUUAAUGUAAAGUUACAAUACUGUACACAGCCCUACAGCUCCUGGAAUGUUACUUAAGACUACGAAGUAGUAUUUUGUAUUAAAGAUAAACAAGCCACUGAAACUGCCACUCUGUGUAAAUUAGGUAUAAAUUCAUGAUCUAUGCAGAGAUAAGCCAUGAGUCACAUGUGCUGUACAUUGAUUGGGUUAUGAUCACCAGUAGGCUGCAAAACAUUUGCAGAAGGAAGAAACUCUGUAACUUAACUUGCAAAAACAAAUUAUGAAGAGUUAUCUGUUUAAUUUGUUACGAAACAAACUGUUUUAAAUUAUUGACUUAAAUUAUCUGUGGUGUUCAGUUUUUUACUCAGAUUUUGUAUUAUUUAUUAAAUAUCACAAACAGUUACAUUUUAGGGCUUUUUUUCUACAUCUCAUUAUUUCUUUGAUGAUCGGAGUCUACAAGAAAGUAUGGAAGGGGGCUGUUGAGAACUAACAAGUGAUUUCUCUGCUUAGUUUUAAUUUCAUUUCAUUAGAAAUAAAUAAAUAUGAAAAAUGUAUCCUGGCAUGCUCAGAAAUUCCUGCCAAUAGCUGAUAUUAUACUGCUAGUGCCACAACAAUUAAAUAAAAGCUCAUUCAACUUAUUAUUUGUUCACAAUUGUAUUGAAAUUGUCAUUUCCUUUCAAUGUUUAUAAUUUUCAUGCCUUAGGAAUGUAUUGCUUUGCUUGAUUUAUUGGUAGCCUUAUUUUUCAUGAGGCAUCACCCUCUUGCAUUAUUGAUACAAUCAAUUUAUUCUAACACCUUUCAGUAUAUUACUGCACAUGACAUUAGUUUUAUUUGAUCUUUAUUUUAUGUGUUCACGAAUCUAGUCCACAGUAGAAUGUAUAGAGUGCUCAUAUUAUUCAACAGUGAUCAUGUCAUUCUGCAUUGUCCUUGGAACUGUAUAGUAUGAUGGGAGCAAAGUAUAAUUAUUUUCUUAGGAAGUAAAUAAUAUUCAGUGAAACACAACUUAGGGAACUCAAGGUAUAAAACUUGAGACAAAAAAAUUCUAGUAAAAUGGCCAUUUACAAAGAUGACUAUCCAGUCUGUAGGUAUAAUUUUUCAGAUAUAUUUUUGGAGCAUAGGUAUUUCUUUUUUUGUGCUCAUAUUUAGUGUGUCAACAUAAUAAAUAAAAGUGAUGUUCCGACAUUUGUGCUCUAUAUUAUUGAUAUUGGGAACUCUUAUAGAUGAUCUGCAUUGUUGGAACAUUUGCAUUAACUACAUAAUUGUUCCUGGUAAUAUACAAAUGUUUGAUUUGUAAAAGCGACCAUCAGUAUUUGUUGUGCAUGUUUGAUAAUGUUUCAUCAAUGUAACAAUGUCUUUUCCAGUAACAUAAUGUUGCUUUCCUUUUAUUUCUUAUGCAUUAAAUACACCUUGAAAUUUUUAGUACAAGUUGCGCUGUGUAUAAAAUAUUGUUAUCGUGAUUCUCUCAAAAAAAAAAAAAAAAAAAACUUUUAUAUUGGUGAUGUGUGUUUCUUUUCUGAAGACAGUGAAGUAUUCAAUUAUAUUCAGUGAUGUUAAGCU